Messenger RNA from Pocillopora damicornis (cauliflower coral), 2400 nucleotides. RefSeq names its product UDP-glucuronosyltransferase 2B33. Lineage: Eukaryota; Metazoa; Cnidaria; Anthozoa; Scleractinia; Pocilloporidae. Gene Ontology annotation, molecular function: UDP-glycosyltransferase activity. The record is from RefSeq and is a predicted model, not a curated record.
ACACGCGUCGCGUCAAACCCUUUGCGACCUUCAUCAUUCCUUCAGAGCGUCGAACGUAGAAGAAAGUAGGUGAGUUUCUGUAGUAGUGUGGUAAGUCUUACGCAAUCCAUCUGCUUGCGUGACCUGACUCAAUUGGAAAGCAAUAUAUAUCAUGUAUUUAGUGUUUAGUGAAUUGCACAAGAUGGCGGCUAUUAUUAUAUCGGUGUUUUUCGCUACUCUUUCCAGCUCUCUGGCUGCAAAUAUAGUCACGAUUCCCAUGUUUGGGAAGAGCCAUUACAUGUUUGUCUCCCGUCUUGGUCAGGAACUGGCGGAGAGAGGUCAUCAGGUAAAGAUAUAUGUGGGAGAGACACAAACGUAUGCUGUAAAUAAUUCACUUGUACGAGUCUUCAAUGAUGACAAUUUUGCUCCAGUGUUGCGGUCAGCAUCAACAAGUUCUCCAACCUUCAAAUCGCUAAGCCCAAGACAAGAAUGGCAAAUGCUCCUAAUGUUCCAAUCCGUUUACUGUGAUGACCUUUUUAGUAAUACAGAUGUCAUGGAAGAGAUAUCUCACGCAGACAUCAUUGUUGGUGAAUUUAUUUACCUCUGCUCAACUUUAAUUGCGGACAAAUUCUCACUUCCACUUGUUCUAAUAUCAGCUGCCACAUUGGAUAUUCCCUCAGCAUUCGCCUUCGGCUUACCUGCCCCUCCUUCCUACAUACCACAGUAUGGAGUUUCUCUUUCAGACAAGCUAACAUUUUCGGAAAGAGCAUGGAGUCUUUUACAAUGGAUUAUUCUAUAUGGAUCUUACAUUUACGAUACGUGUCCGCCUUAUGAGAAGAUCAAGGCAAAGUACGCCAUUACACCCAGCAAGAGCAUACAAGAAACACUUGGCAGAGUUGACUUGAUAAUCGCACAGAUGAAUUUCUUGAUAGAUCAUUCAAGGCCUCUUUAUCCGAAUACACGGGUUGUGGGUCCAUUCCUUGCUAGUCCAGCUAAAUCUCUACCAAGCGAGAUAGAUCAGUUCUUUCAGAAGGCUGGGGACGAGGGCGUGAUCUUGGUGUCGUUUGGUACCGUGGUUGGAGCGCUGAGUGAUUCAUCACUGAAAAUUAUGGCUGAAACUUUCUCCAAACUACCACAGAAGAUUAUAUGGAAACUUAAGCCCAAUGACAUUUCAAAAAUAACCGUUAGCGACAACAUCAAACUGCUGCCAUGGCUACCCCAGAAUGACAUUCUUGGCCACCCUAAGACACGGCUAUUUAUCGCACACGCAGGAAUCAAUGGAAUGCUAGAAUCAACCUACCAUGGUGUUCCUAUGAUAUGUUCACCUUUCUUCGGAGAUCAACCACACAACGCCCAGACCGCAAAGCGGGCCGGGUUUGCUGAGGUGGUGGACCUUGAAGCCACAUCAACAGAGGAGUUUAUUAAUUUGAUACAGAAGGUUUUAACAGAUCCAAGCUACCGAGAGAAAGCAAAGCGAAUAUCAAAAUCUGUUCAGCUGUUGCCACGUUCACCCGUCAUGGAAGCCGCUGAUUGGGUGGAAUAUACACAGGCUCAAGGUGAUUUACAGUACCUAAGACCACGUGGCCUGGAUCUGCCGCUUUAUAAGCUCUUCCUUCUUGAUGUUUUGUCCGUCGUGCUCUUAGUUUCAUUUGUUGUUUUAUUGGUCAUCAUUAUCAUGUUUACAUCUGUAAUACGGUGUUUAUUAGGGUCCUCAAGGAAAGAGAAGGUAAACUAAAACGAGAUCGAGUUAGGAAUUCAUUGUUAUUUUGGUUUACAUGGCGACUUCUGAAAUAUAGUUACAGGGCUAACGCUCAGAACGUCAGCUUUAGAAACUCUUUACGGUGCCCAGUUUAAAUUAGCAACUCACUUUAUGAUACCAAAUAAUCUUGACAUACCGAAGAGUCGAGAACGAAUUCUUCGUUAUCCUUUACUCUCUUUGAUGACUGUGUUGAAAUAAAUAUGAAGAGGCAAAAAAAAUGUUGAAAUUGACCUUUACGUAAAAUCUACAAUAUCACCGGUGCUCAUACACAGGGUCGUAGAAAACAUCAAUACAUACUUGCCUAUCGUCUUUUCUCAUUGCAUUUUGUAUCUAAAGUAAAAAUUUUGUGGUGUAACAGACAUUGUUACUCGGUGAGCCCGCGGUGUCGAGUGUCGAACUUGUCAUGAUACUAGUAGCUAAGGAUGACGCACUUGAAAAGAAUCUCUGGUAAACAUGUUCCGCUUUUUAGGCUGCUGAACGGGUAUCUUAAUAAACACGUCUUGGAUUGAGUUAUAUUUGGGUUAUGGAAGAAAUUACGGGACUGCCAAUCUAUACCACAAUAACUUCGUCUGUUACAUGCAGCAUGCAGAACUCAGAAGUGUAUCAAGGAUGUGUAAUGUCUGUUUUCCUAUUCAUAAUAAUCAUAGACUGAGAGAAACCUA